CCGUUUUCAUUGUUGUGCUUUUUCUGAAGGUCUAGCUCAGUUAGAGAUAAAAGACCAAUAAUUCUGCUUGCGUUUUAAUGUAAAAAUCAUCGUUACCGUAAUGCCUUUAUCGAAAUAAUUGGUCUUCCAGGUGGUGUGUGAGUGGGAGUGUUUUUACCACGUUGUACUCGGGAAGCUGGCACCAUAGGGUCCAGGCCUCAGCCACCGCCCAGCAUAAGGGCUGGCAGUCUGAAGGACCCCGAGAUCGCCGACCUGUUUGAGCGCGAUGACCCGGAGCGAGUGUUUGAGGAUCUGCGUGAGAUCGGUCACGGCAGCUUCGGCGCCGUCUACUACGCCAGAAAUGUCGUCACAAAGGAGGUGGUCGCCAUUAAGAAGAUGUCGUACACAGGCAAACAGAGCGCCGAAAAGUGGCAGGAGAUCCUGAAGGAGCUGCGCUUCCUGCGGCAGCUCAACCACAAAAACACUGUCGAGUACAAGGCCUGCUAUCUCAAGGAUCAUACGGCAUGGUUUGUGAUGGAGUAUUGUCUGGGCUCGGCCUCGGACAUCAUCGAGGUGCACAAGGCGCCACUGAAGGAGGACGAGAUCGCUGCCAUCACCGAGGACGUGCUGAACGGGCUCGACUACCUCCACUCGAUGGGCAAGAUCCACCGGGACAUCAAGGCCGGAAACAUCCUGCUCACAGAGUACGGACACGUCAAACUCGCUGAUUUCGGCUCGGCCAGUCUCAAGUGUCCGGCCAAUAGUUUUGUGGGCACGCCGUACUGGAUGAGCCCGGAGGUGAUCCUGGCCAUGGAUGAGGGACAGUAUGACGGCAAAGUGGACAUCUGGUCACUGGGCAUCACCUGCCUGGAACUCGCGGAGCGGAAGCCGCCGUAUUUCAACAUGAACGCUAUGAGUGCCUUGUACCACAUAGCGCAGAACGACAGCCCGACGCUGGCGUCUCGCGGCUGGUCGGACGUGUUUCGCCACUUUGUGACGCUGUGUCUGAUGAAGGACCCGUGUGACCGACCCACGGCCAGUCGGUUACUCUCGCACCAUUUUAUCGUGCGGCCUCGCUCUCCGAACAUCAUUCUGGACCUGAUAGCGCGCACCAAGGCGGCCGUGCGCGAACUGGACAACCUCAACUACAAGAAGAUGAAGAAGAUCCUGAUGGUGGAGACGGAGACGGAGAGCACCGUCGGAGACAUCGAGGUGGACUCUGUGGGCGACAACGGCGACCUGCUCGGCGACGGCAGCAAGUCCAACAGCAUUACGUCUGAGCAGUCUGCGGCGAUAUCGGCCAGCAGUCAGAGCAGCUCCACCAGCAGCAUACCGCCCGGGGAGGGCGGCGCGCAGGGCUUCCUCACCGCCGGCAGAAAACCAAAGACGGAGGCGAACAGUAACAACUUCGCCACGAUCCGCACGACGACGCUCAUCACGCGCCAGCAGAAGGAGCACAUGCAGGAGGAGAUGCACGAACAAAUGUCCGGCUACAAACGCAUGCGCCGCGAGCACCAGGCCGCGCUCAUCAAGCUGGAGGAAAAGUGUCGUGUGGAGAUGGAGAACCACAAGGCGGUGUUGGACAAGGAGUACGAGAGUCUCAUCACCCAGUUCACCAAGGAGCUGGAGCGGCUCCAGGUCAAACACAACCAGGAAAUGGAGAAAAAGGUGAAGGGCGACAACGCCGCUGAGCGGGCGCUACAGAAGGAGAUCACCACUCGGCACGCGGCCGAACACAAACUCUACCUGGCACAGGCCAAAAAGGAGAACAAACAGAACAUCGAGCGCUGGAAGCGGGAGCUCAGCACCGACGAGAGCACGCCCAAGAAACAGCGAGACGCCAUGCUGCAGAACCACAAGGAGAGUAUCCGGCAGCACGAGUCGUCCGAGGACCAGCGUCUGAAGCGCACCCACAAGGACUACCUGGACCUGGAGAUCCGCAAGUUCCGCCGCCGGAAGCUGGUCGGCCAGCACCACCACGAACAGGACCUGCUCAGAGAUGAGCUGAACAAGCGGCAGCAGCAGCUGGAGCAGGCGCACGCCAUGCUGCUGCGCCACCACGAUCAGACGCAGGAGCUCGAGUACCGACAGCAGAAGGCCGUGCACGCCAUGCGCGAGGAGCACGUCAAGUCGAUGCACACCACCGAGCUGAACAAUCAGCACGAGUACAUGCGGCGCGCCCAGCGCGAGCUGCGGAAAAAGCACGCCCUAGAGCUCAAACAGCAGCCCAAGAGUCUGAAGCAAAAGGAGGUGCAGAUCCGCAAGCAGUACCGCGAGACGUGCAAGAUCCAGACGCGUCAGUUCAAGGCGCUGAAGCAGCAGAUUCAGCAGACGACGCCUAAGGAGGAGCAGAAGAGCCUGCUGAAGCGACUCAAGGAGGACCAGAAGCGCAAGCUGGCGCUGCUCGGCCAGCAGUACGAGCACAGCAUCGCCGAGAUGCUCCAGAAACAGUCGAUCCGACUGGACGAGUCUCAGGAGGUGGAGCAGCAGCAGCUCAAGGACCGGCUCGACCGAGAGCUCGAGAUCCUGAUGGCCUACCAGAGCAAGAACAAGCUGAACGCCGAGCGUCAGCGUAACAAGGAACGCCGGGAGCUGGAGGAGCGCGUCAGCGUCCGGCGCCAGCUGCUCGAGCAGAAGAUGAUGGAGGAGCGGCAGCAGUUCCAGCAGGAGCGCGCCGAGCGGAUCCGGCUCCUGCAGGAGCGCCACCACCUGAACCUGGAGCAGUUCGACGACGAGUCGCUGCGGCUCGGCUUCUCGGCCCUGCAGGUGGAGGACGGCAGCGGCGGCGGCGGCAGCGGCGACGACGGCUCGUCGCUGGCCGGCGGCGGCGGCGGCAGCAGUGGUCAGCUGAGUGUGGCGCGCGGCCGGCCGGCCAGCGGCGCCGCGCCGCCCCAGUACCCGCCGCGCCACCUGCACGGACACCGGCCCCAGUCGGCCCUGUAGGCGGCGCCACCGGCGCGGACUAUUUAUUGUAGAUGGCGCCAGCGCCGCCGACGGCUCCCCAGGCCGAGACCGCCACCCUCACGUGCUUGUGUAGAUAUAUAUACAGAUGAUUAUUAAUUUGUCAUAUGGAUAGGACGUGUAUUAUGAUUUGAGAGAGCGAGAGAAGAGAUGGUGACCGAACACUGUACUAACUGGGCCGCUGCCGCCGGCGGCCCGUGCGGUACGCGCCCGUCAGGGAGGCGGGAAUACUCGGCCACGGCCCCGCCGCCUGCUGCCCGCCCCGCCCCGCCCGCCGCGUCCGCCCGCCCGCCCGCAGUGCUCUGUCUCCCGCCCCGCCCGUCGUCUGCUCUCUCUCUCUCCACCUCCGAGCGCCCCUCCCUUUCUCUCUCCUCGUGUUCGUCUAUCCCUUAUUGUUCGGUGUACGCGUCUACCUCUUAUUUACCGCCUACGUUGCUCCUCGAGAGUUGAAAUGUGAUUCUUCCGCGCAGUGACGCUCGGCGUCUCUCGAUGACCGAUAAACAAAUUUAUCAAGAACAAUGCUUAUUUUUGUACCAUGCUGCUCGGUCGACUCCGGGGCUCGCUUUGUUCGCCGCCCAAUAUUGCGUACUGCCAUGCUGUAAAAAUUGUAUUUUUAAUAAUUUUGUUGAUGCCAGUUUGUGGUUGUUCCGUUCGAUGACAGCGGUAUCGCAUUGUAAUCCCGAUAGGCUUCACCCCAUCUAGUCUUGCCGCGUGGGAUUGUGUUGCCGCCGGCGGAGGAUGGACGGCCGUCCGGCGCCCGCACGGGUCCGCGGACCGCCCGCCCGUCCGCCGGCGCGCGCGCAUCAAACAGCGAGAGCCAGGGGCCGUGUUAGGUUGUGAUAAUGACUGAGAUUUCGGCCGCCGCCGCCGGCGCGCGCGCGGUGUGUCCGGCCCCGGCGCGGUGCGGGCUGCCACCGGCCGUGUGUCACAGAGGGUCGCCGGUGGGGACACGGUCCGCUGCCGCCGGCCGGUCCGACCAGCGCCGCGCCGUCGGGACGCCGCCACCGCCGCCGCCGCGGAGCGCUCAUGUAGCUGUCAAAUUAUGAUUGGUUGGAAAUAGACGGAGCUCGCGUCAGCGACUGGUCGAGAUCGGAGCUUAUGACGCGUUCGGACCACGCUUGCACUGUUCCUGAACCCCGUACCGUGAGCCAAAUUAAUAUUUCCAGUCUUUCCCUAGACGCUAUUUAUUCCAAUGUUCCGCCAUCACGUUUAGGGGCUUUUAUUCCGGGAGCAGAAUAUGUGGCUUUGGGAUAACAAAUACAUUUUAAAUACGAA
Messenger RNA from Amphibalanus amphitrite, 4215 nucleotides. RefSeq names its product serine/threonine-protein kinase Tao-like (gene Tao). The record is from RefSeq and is a predicted model, not a curated record. The transcript is spliced from 17 exons. Gene Ontology annotation, molecular function: protein kinase activity; ATP binding. Lineage: Eukaryota; Metazoa; Arthropoda; Thecostraca; Balanomorpha; Balanidae. The coding region runs from base 376 to 2922 and encodes 848 amino acids. Gene Ontology annotation, biological process: protein phosphorylation.